Messenger RNA from Paramuricea clavata, 1239 nucleotides. Lineage: Eukaryota; Metazoa; Cnidaria; Anthozoa; Malacalcyonacea; Plexauridae. The record is from the annotation of a GenBank genome assembly.
AUGAAUACAGAAACAUUAAAUCUGUGGCUGAGUCGGAUUGUGGAAGAGGUUUGCAACGCGAAGGGGGAAAGAUAUCCAGCACGAAGGUUGUAUGUUAUAAUUUGCAGUUUGAAGCGAUAUUUGAGCGAUAAAAGUGGAUUGGAUCCACUGUUUAAAGACGAUAAAAGGUGCAUGAGUAGGCAGCAUUUUAAAAUGGUUGACAUGACAAAACUAAUAAAUUGGUGUGGCUGGUUUUAAUCGAUCUUUCUUCUAAAAUCUCUGUUUUGUAUUUUAAGGUUCACGUUAUUUCGCAAAGUUUUUGACGGCGAAGUGAGAGAUGCUGCAAAGAAGGGAGUUGAAGUGAAAUGUAGAAAGGAUCUUCGCGGUGAAAUUAGUGUCGAAGAAGACGGACUCUAUUGGACAAAGGGACUGUUGUGGUGUGAUUCAGCUGAGUGUCUGUUAAAUACGAUUUAUUUUUAUAAUGGAAAGCUUUUCGGUCUAAGAUCAAGCGAGCAUAGGCUCAUCAGAGUUUCAAAUAUUGCAGUAAAAGAUAACUUUAUAAUUUUUGACGAAAGUGUGUCAAAGACGUUUCAUGGAGGGCUAAAGGAUUUAAAAAAGAGUAAAAGGCUUAUUGAGCAUAAAUGCCAGGAAAUAGGCGAGGAGCAUAGUCGUUGUUUAGUGAAGUUUUAUAGUUUGUGUUUGGAAAAAAUAGCUAUGUGCAUUGAGGCGAAUCCUAAUGCUUUUCAUUUCAAGCCGCACCGAAGCGGUUGUUUUGCGUACGAAAAGAGUGCUAUCGGUAUAAAUACACUUGCUAAAAUAUUACCGGAUAAGUUAUGUUCGAAGGCAGGUAUUGAGAGAAAAACUUCACACUGCUUGCGUAUAACAUGUGCUACUCGUCUGUUUCAACGUACUGUAGAAGAAAAACAAAUCAGGGAACAAACUGGUCACAGAUCAGAUUCUCUGUUUCGGUACGAAAAGCCAAGCGAUGAACAAGUUAGUUUUGUAAGUAAUGUGCUUGCACCUCCAAUGAAGGAAACAGGUAGUAGUGUAAGUGAUUGGUCUACAUUUGAUGAGGUUUGGGAUUUUGAUGUUUCCGAUGAAACGUUAGCAAUGCUUGACAUUACAGAUUUUAGUGUGCAUUCCGAUACAAAUGACGCGAAAAACACGGAUUCUUCACCGAGUACAACGAAUUAUACAAUAGCACCAGUGUUUAAUAACUGCGUGUUUAAUUCUUGCGAUUACUUUUGCACGGGAAAAUAA